AAAUAAUUGUUUUUAGUUUGUAAUAAUGAAUCUUUCGAAUACAAAAGACCAAAAAAUCCUAGAAAAGAGAGAAAGAGAGAAAGAAGAAGGAGAAGAACAGAAAAAAGAUGUGGGAAAUAAAGAUAUUUGGAAUAAUAGUGGCAAUGGAAGUGGUGUUUGUGGGUUCAAAUACAAUUACAAAAGCAGCUAUGGCUCAAGGAAUGAGCAACAAUGUUUACAUUACUUACACUCAUGCCAUCUCUCUAUUCAUUCUUGCUCCCACCACUUUCCUCUACCACAGGAAAACACCGCCUCCUCCUAUUAGAUGUUCUACAAUUUUGCGGAUAUUCUUGCUUGCAAUUAUCAGCUAUGGUUGUUCUAUGUUCUUCUAUGCUGGAAUUCGUAAUAGCUCACCGACACUUGCAUCAGCAACAAGUAAUCUCUCCCUUGCUUUCACUUUCAUUAUAGCCAUAAUAUUCAGGAUGGAGAUAUUGAACCUAAGUUCAAAAAGUAGCAUAGUUAAGUUAAUAGGAACAAUAGUAUCAAUUAGUGGAGCAUUCGUUGUGAUCUUCUACAAAGGACUCCCAAUUAUUGCAUUCCCUUCACCAAACACGCCAUCUCUUGAUGUUCAACUUCAAACUCAACCAAAUUGGAUUGUUGGAGGGAUGUUUCUCUCUAUAAGUUGCAUACUUGUCUCGUUUAUAUAUGUUACAAAGACUUGGAUUGCGAGGGACUUCCCUUCAGAGGUGCUAAUAACACUAAUUACUUUCUUCUUUGAGACUAUAUUGGCAGCCAUUGUUACUGUUAUUGCAGAAAAGGAUUCAAGUGUUUGGACACCAAACUAUGGUAUCGAAUUGACAGCUAUUCUGUUUGGGGCUGUAACAGUUAGUAUGUUAUAUAUUGUUGAUAUAUGGUUAUGUAGAGUGAAAGGUCCGGUAUUUGUAGCAAUGUUUAAGCCACUUCAAAUGAUUAUAGCAGUUAUCAUGGGAGUUUGUUUCCUCGGAGAUGUUCUGCAUCUUGGGAGUGUGAUCGGAGGAAUGAUCAUAGCGCUUGGAUUCUAUACGUUGAUGAAGGGAAAAGCUGAGGAAGAGAUACUUAAAAAUGAUAUCAUCGACAAUGCAAAUAGAUUGACAUACAAUAGCAUAGAAGAGUCGUCACAUCCUCUAAAAAUCCCUAUGUUACAUGACCAAAAGCAUGGAUGCAUAAUUGUUUUCUCUUCAAAUUCACCCAAUUACUUAUCUUUUCGAUAAUUUAAAGACACGCUGAUUUGUUUGCAUUGAUGAUUGAUGGAGUGGGAAUGUGGGAUUUUUCGCCCUACAUAUUGUUGAGACACUAUAUGAAAAUAAUACACAUGUUUAAGUGUCCCAUAACGGAGAAGAAAGGACGUAAUAACAAAAAUAUAAACUUGGAGAACUAUUCCUUCCAUUGUCAAAA
Messenger RNA from Spinacia oleracea (spinach), 1413 nucleotides. Its product is annotated as WAT1-related protein At5g40230-like. NCBI's taxonomy places the organism in Eukaryota, Viridiplantae, Streptophyta, Magnoliopsida, Caryophyllales, Amaranthaceae. Gene Ontology annotation, molecular function: transmembrane transporter activity. The transcript is spliced from 7 exons. The record is from RefSeq and is a predicted model, not a curated record. Gene Ontology annotation, cellular component: membrane. Bases 108 to 1229 code for a protein of 373 amino acids.